AUGCCCGACGUCACCCACAUCCCCACCGAGCUUUGGCACGACAUUAUCACCCUAGCAUGCGUAGAUGGCGGCCUCACGGGCAGGUCCCUUGCGCUCGCCUCUAGGUUCUUCUAUGCACAGUCGCUCUGUUGCCGUUUUCAUUCUCUCGCAUUCAAUUCUCUCCAGCAGCUCGAGGGAUUUCUGGCGUUCCUACGUCUCCAGCCGGUUGACUAUCGGCCGAAAAUACAACAUAUCUGUCUCUCCCUCUUGGAUGAACCUGUGAAAACAUCUACGGUCUCUUUGAAGGCUUACUCCGGGAUGGCGCGGGAACAGCAAAGAGCUCACGACUUGAAGACUCAAGAGGAGAGAGCGCGUUGGGACGGAAGGUUCUGCGUCACGUCCAUUGCCUUGCUCACCCUUGCUGCGCGGACGCUACGUACUCUAUGCGUUGUGGAGGACGGCCUGGCCCCGCUCCCCCUCACAUUUCCAUGCGAGCUCCCUCAGCUGAGGGAGCUGAGUUGGAAGGGGAAGAUCCUCGCGUUCGAGCCGAGCGCUUUGGGGCUGACCGGCACCUCUAGGUUCACGGCAACCUUCCCUGCGCUCGAACGCGUCCACUUCAUCACGACGGCGGUGGACGGUAUAGUCCCCAUGAUUCUGCUCACGAAGAUACCGACGAUCACCCACUUUCGGAUAUCCAAUGUGGGUUACGUCGACAUCCUCCUCCCCGACGCGCUUGCCAGGGCCCUCGGUGUAAAACCCAUGUAUCCCUGGCUCGCAGAUGGACCAGAAGAUGGAAAUGCGGACCCGCAGCAAAGUUCUGUCUCCUCCCUUUCGACGCCCCGUCCCCACCUCCGUCAACUCAUCAUUCAGGGCACGUCGUCUGCGCCUGGCGGCUGGUGCUGGCACUACAAUCGAGAGUGGGCUAGGAUUCACUCCCAGCUGGAGGCCCUUGCGCAUGGUCCGGGUCUCGAUGGAACACACACGCUCGUCUUGGAUAGACCGUGGUUCAGGGCGCUUCGUUGGCCUCAUCGAAUGCGCGACUAUUGGCUGGAUCGUAUACAGGGAGGCCGAGGCUGCUGGGUCGAAUCCGAGGCACAGGAGGUCGUAUCGGAGGGACAGUGA
Molecule: messenger RNA, 1101 nt
Organism: Trametes versicolor FP-101664 SS1
Lineage: Eukaryota; Fungi; Basidiomycota; Agaricomycetes; Polyporales; Polyporaceae
Exons: 1
Coding region: 1-1101 (366 amino acids)
Source: RefSeq, a predicted model, not a curated record